Messenger RNA from Syngnathoides biaculeatus (alligator pipefish), 3905 nucleotides. RefSeq names its product sphingosine-1-phosphate receptor 3a (gene s1pr3a). NCBI's taxonomy places the organism in Eukaryota, Metazoa, Chordata, Actinopteri, Syngnathiformes, Syngnathidae. Gene Ontology annotation, molecular function: sphingosine-1-phosphate receptor activity. The record is from RefSeq and is a predicted model, not a curated record. Gene Ontology annotation, biological process: G protein-coupled receptor signaling pathway. Gene Ontology annotation, cellular component: membrane. Bases 296 to 1468 code for a protein of 390 amino acids. The transcript is spliced from 2 exons.
UUCUGUGAGCAGGAGGACCGACCAAGCGCCCUCCAAAAACUUCACACAACUUUUGCCAACGCGCUUGUGACUGGGCGAGCGGCAAUUUUUCUUCUUCUUACUUUAAAGCGAGGGGAUAUGUUAAAACGGGGAGAACAGAGCAGAACAGACAGCUUUAUGGAGCAAUGACAUAUUAAAUUCUGACCCUCUGGAGGAGGCUGUAGUAGGAUGCCAAUCCCCCGCGAGUCCAGUGCUGUGGCGCCCCCUGCCGUGUGAGCGAGGGAAAAGAAACAAGGCUGGAGGGGCUCGAGGCAAGAUGGGCAACGCGCCGGAAGAAGGGAUGAACAUGGUGAUCGUGGCCCACUACAACAACUCGGGCAAGUGGGAGCGGGCCCGGGGCGGCAGCCCGUGCAAGACGGCCGUGCUGCUCCUCAUCUGCGUGCUCAUCGUCCUGGAGAACCUGACGGUGCUGCUGGCCCUUUGGAGGAACAAGCGCUUCCACAGCCGCAUGUACUUCCUGAUCGGCAACCUGGCGCUGUCCGACCUGCUGGCCGGCGUGGCGUACGUGGUGAACAUCUUCACCUCGGGGAGCAGGACCUACUUCCUGACGCCGGCGCAGUGGCUGGCCCGGGAAGGGAGCAUGUUCGUGGCCCUCAGCGCGUCCACCUUCAGCCUGCUGGCCAUCGGGAUCGAGCGGCACAUGACCAUGGUGCGCCUGCGCCCGUGCGAGACGGCGAGCCGCGGCCGCCUCCUGGGCCUGCUGGCGGCCUGCUGGCUCGUGUCGGUGCUGCUCAGCGCCCUGCCCAGCCUCGGCUGGAACUGCUUGGACGACCUGGACUCGUGCUCCACCGUGCUCCCGCUGUACGCCAAGAGCUAUGUGGCGUUUUGCAUUAGCGUCUUCAGCGCCCUGCUGGUGGCCAUCGUCAUCCUCUACAUCCGGAUCUACCGCCUGGUGACGUCCAGCGGGCGCAGGGUGAGCAGCCGGCCUUCCGAGUGUUCCCUGGCCUUGCUGAGGACCGUGGUGAUUGUUCUCGGGGUGUUCGUGGUGUGUUGGGCGCCCCUCUUCCUGCUCCUGCUGCUGGAUGUGGGAUGCAGCCCCGACGGGUGCCCCGUUCUCUACGAGGUGGACUGGUUCAUCGCCCUGGCCGUGCUCAACUCGGCCCUCAACCCUCUCAUCUACACGCUGUCCAGCAGGGAGAUGAGGGCCGCCUUCUUCCGUCUGCUCUGCUGCUGCCAGAGCGGCGCGGAGUCCAGCGGGACGCCCGCGGCGGGUAACCCCAACCUAGGCACGGCGGGGCCCACGGGGGAGAACAGCAAGAGCAGCAUGGGGGGAGGAGGAGGAGGGCUAGGAAAGGCCGUCUUGACCAGAGGGGUGAACUCGGACGUGAAGCACGGGGAUCCCUGCGCCACCGCGCUGCCUCACCCGGCCGGGCCCGCCGAGUUGCUGUCGGCCGUGCUGGUGAAGGCGGGGGCCCUCAGCAAGUUCUGACGGGAAGCACCUUGAGAGAGGCCACAACAUUAGCUACACCUGCACUCACCAACAUUUCUAGAGCCUCGGCACAUAGCGCAUUUCACGUGACAAAAAGCUCACAGCAGACCACCCAACAACAAAAGAGAAACCUCCACUAAUCCGACCUACGAUCGACGCACAGUUUAAACCAAAACCCCCAAAACUCUUGGAUAUCAUUUUAAUCUCAUUUUAACACACUUACGUGGCUUACAGAUGUAAAAUAAAAACACGCCACAGCGUGAGUGUGCAUGCACCGAAGAGUCUCCUACCUUCCACCGACAACCCAGGCUAAAUUCUGCUGCUCGGCUACAUAGAAAACUUGACUUCCAGCGCACUUCCUUGAGACCAGCUCAUAUUUAGACAGCGUUUUGGCAAUAGGCGAGUUUUUCAGUGAAUAACAGAAGUCACAUUUUUAAAAAACAUAAAAAUAUGAAUUCUUGAAAAGGCAUCAAAUGAAAAGCAUAUCAGGCCCACCCAACAAUGUCCUUCAUUUUUUUUGCUCAUUGGAUUUGUUCUUUUCAUUUUGUCAGAUUGCCAAAAAAUUGUAGUUUUUCUUCACAUGAACUACUUUUGCACGUCAACAAAUUCCUUCUGAAAAUAAAUUGCUCAGAUUAUUAUCCAUAAUUUACAAUUUCAAAUUGGAUUUAACGUUAAAAAUAUGCAUCACUAUAAAAUCCAGAACUACUGUAUGAUGUGGCACUCAACGAUAAAGAGUUUGACGCCCAAUGUUUUUUUUUUUUUUCCCUAGAACCCAACCUCAAUUAUUCAUUGAAAAACUCACCUUGUCUGUCCUGUUUUGUGCUUGGAUCAUAACUUUGUCUACGUCGUUUAAAAGUAUGGCUUUGCGCCAUCUUGGUUGUUGUAUGUUGACAUGUGGGGAGUAGCUUCAUUUCUCUGUCCCCUAUUCACAAAUGUGAAAUGUGGGCGUGUGUGGCUAAACAAAAAGCCGAUGUACAGCACGAAUAGCGGGAGGUGAAUACACAGAUUACUUGUACCUUAAGCCAUCUAGCAGAAGAGCCUUUCAUUGUUUUGUCACUAAUUGUAGGAAAGAAUAAUAUAGGGACCAAUCAAGUGAAAUUGUAUAAUCUCCCCAAACGCACGAUGGCGUCGCAGUGAUUAGGAGCCAAUGAGGUCCAAUAGUGAGCGGUAUCAAACUUUUUCUUUCCGAGAGUCCCUUUCACAGCGACAGUUCACACAGCUGUUGCGAGUUGACAAAAACAAAAUGCUUGGCGGCAUAAACCCAACAUUACGAUUGCGUUGACACCUUGUUUCACAAAAAUAUACGAAGUUCUCACUUGAGAACUGUGGGACAAAAAAAAAAAAAAAACUAUUAGUGAAAAACAAUACCUUUCACUCUCACACAUGGCAGACGUGAACUAGCAAAAAAAAAAAAAAUAAUAAAUCCCUUUCUUCUUUUUAUAAACACCUAUGAAUGUAAAUUAGGAUCUAAACCAAAGGCAGAUGCGGGAUUUGGUUAGUCGCCGCCCCACGUGGCCCCAGUGCAAGUGGACUGUAACUGUAAACCAUGGAAAACAUCAAGUUUGGAAGUCUUUAUUCAGACAAUAUUGGAUAGAUGUUUAUGAAAUGUGGGAGCCCAAAGUGUACGGGUUUAAAAACUAAUCCAGUCAUGACCUGCUCCACUGCUGACAUUUCUAAUAUUAUAUAGCUUAAUCCAUCCAUCCUUUUUCUUAGCCGCUUAUCCUCACAGGGGUGGUGGGGAGUCCUGGAGCCUAUUCGAGCUGUCGACGGGCCGGAGGCGGGGUACACCCUGAACUGGUUGCCAGCCAAUAACAGGGCACAUAAAAACAACCACUCGUACUCAUAAUUACACCUGGGGGCAAUUAAUGUUGCAUGUUUUUGGGAUGUGGGAGAAAACUGGAGUGCCCAGAGGAAACCCACGCAAGCACGGCGAGAACAUGCAAACUCCACACAGGCGAGGCCAGGAUCAAACCCGGGUACUCAAAACUGUGGGGCUAACGCUUUCCAGCUGCUCCACCGUGCCACCAUUUCUAACAUUAUGUAGCUUAAUAUCAAAGCUAUUAUUUUACCACAGUUACAUAAACUCAUCCUAACACACCCCCAAAAAAUUGCAAAAUGAAUUCCUCAAACCUUUUUUUUCUAUUCCCUUGGGGCCCUUGCAAGGUCCUAUAGAAAUCUUUUGAUCCAGCUUUUGUAUUGGACGGGGUGUUCCUAAUGUUUUGGCCUCUUAUAGCGUUGAGGGUGACAAUGCACUAGGGUCAGUGUUGUUUGGAUGAAAAAAAGAAAUAAAUACAUCCAGAUUCGAGACUUAUUAAAGCCACUAUGUACAACAAGUGUAAAGUAAACUUAACAUGUUUGUAUUUAAAGAGUCAUUUUCAUGGACUUAAAAAAAAAACAAAAAAAAAAAACAGUACCAGUCAGUGCUAGUGCUUCAAAG